CUACAAUUUUAUUGAGAAAUUGGAAGGGAUUCAUGUAAUGAAGAAAUUGAAGAUUCUCUACAUGUCUAAUAACCUGGUGAAAGACUGGGCUGAAUUUGUGAAGCUGGCAGAUCAGCCGUGCCUGGAAGACCUGGUGUUUGUAGGCAAUCCCUUGGAAGAGAAACAUUUUGCUGAGAACAACUGGAUUGAAGAGGCAACCAAGAGAGUGCCCAAACUGAAAAAGCUGGAUGGUACUCCAGUAAUUAAAGAGGAUGAGGAAGAAGAAAACUAAUUCUACAUUUUCCACUUUGUGUUAACUUGUUUAAAUGUCAUAAGAA
This is a messenger RNA of Lemur catta (Ring-tailed lemur), 317 nucleotides long. RefSeq names its product dynein axonemal light chain 1-like. Gene Ontology annotation, cellular component: cytoplasm. Lineage: Eukaryota; Metazoa; Chordata; Mammalia; Primates; Lemuridae. The coding region runs from base 38 to 271 and encodes 77 amino acids. The transcript has a single exon. The record is from RefSeq and is a predicted model, not a curated record. Gene Ontology annotation, molecular function: protein kinase binding.